Messenger RNA from Melitaea cinxia (Glanville fritillary), 1056 nucleotides. Its product is annotated as progestin and adipoQ receptor family member 3. Gene Ontology annotation, cellular component: membrane. The coding region runs from base 28 to 1056 and encodes 342 amino acids. The transcript has 7 exons. NCBI's taxonomy places the organism in Eukaryota, Metazoa, Arthropoda, Insecta, Lepidoptera, Nymphalidae. Gene Ontology annotation, molecular function: signaling receptor activity. The record is from RefSeq and is a predicted model, not a curated record.
AAAUACUUAAUUAACGUAUUUUGCAACAUGACUUUAACUAUGACAAGAAAAGUUAGUGAAUGCCAAGCUGAAACUGUAGAAUUUAUGCCAAUACCAAAAGUAAACGAUGACUGCAAUCAAGAAAAAGAAUACUGUCAAACUAGUACAUUGCUCAGACGGGGUAAGAAACUGCAAGAUAACAACAACCUCACAGAUGAAGACGUGGAGUAUAUAAAUUAUAGAAAACUAUUAAAAUAUGAGGAAGCACCUGUGUACUUGCAACAUAAUCCUUUUAUAAGGGAUGGCUACAGAAAACUUCUACCAACCAAGCUCUGCUGGGAAAGCAUAUUCUGGUGGACUAACGAAACUAUGAACAUAUGGACGCAUAUAUUUGGCUUCUUUUUGCUUCUGUUCUUGACUAUCAACGACCUGGUUAUCAUAAACAUCCACGCGACUAUGGCUGACAGGACCGUAGCUGCUAUACUGUUUUCCUGUUUUCUUAUAUGCAUGGCGCUGUCGGCUCUGUACCACACGUUCUCCUGCCGGUCGGAGCACGAUUACAACACGUUCCUCAUGUACGACCUCUUUGGCAUUGCGCUCUCUUUGCUAGCGAUAUACACUUCCGGCGUCUACUACGCGUUUUGGUGCCAUCAUGAGUUGAAAACCUUCUACAUGAUAUCAGUGACACUGAUAUUCACGUUGGCGAUGGUGCUUCAGAUCCCCAGGCUUCAAGUUCCUUAUUUAGUGAAGAUGUUCGUCUUCAUAGGCUGGGCGGCGUAUGGUGUUCUACCUACGUUACACUGGACUUAUGUUAUGGGAGGUUUCGACAAUCCUAUGGUGCAGAUCUUCUUUCCUCGAGUAAUAGGGAUGUAUGUUAUCAGCGGUACAGCGUUUGCAAUAUACGCCUUCAAGAUCCCAGAGCGCUGGUUUCCAGGCAAGAUGGACUAUAUAGGUCACUCGCAUCAAUGGUGGCAUAUCUUAGUCCUAGGAGCGCUCUACUAUUGGCACAACUCCGCUAUGAUCUACGUACAGUACAGAAUGAACCACGGCUGUGCUAACACUAUGAGAAUAUUCUAG